AUGUCUGGAUUCAACCUCCUCGGGCUUCCAGCGGAAUGUUUCCAUGGCGUCAUGGAACAGCUGAUUGAAAUUGUAGACAUACCGGAAGCUGUAAGGCUACGUGCUGUCAGCAAAACCUUCAAUCAGGAAAUUUUGUAUACGCUCGCGCAGAAAUCUGUGCUGGCAGACUUGUGUCGUGACAAGGAGCGGUUCGAGAAAUACUGGCCUCCAAAAGAGCUGCGCCCCAGCGCACUCAGAUUCGUGGCCACCUAUAUGAGGAACCGCCCACAUGCACAGGAGCCUUGGAAUGACAAUAUCUCCGCCCUUCUCAACUACCUCGUGGAUGCGAUCUUGCAAUCAGAGGGAUUGGCCGCCGAUGACCCAAAAGGUCUUUCAUAUAUGUACGAGCUCUGUGGACACAUCGAGAGAAACCGGGGUGCCGAACACAUUGUUGCGGACAUCCAGCGUGACGAAGAGCUCUAUCUGGAAGACAUCAGCCCGGAAUCCCUCAUACCCAUAGGGCGCAUUGCCUUGGGACUUCCAGUCGAUGCGUCAGAGUUCCGAGACGAGACGAUCAACGAGGGCUGCUGGCUUAUCGGGAACCCGUUGUCCAUAAGCAUUUGCGCCUCACGGCUCGAUCUGAUACAGCACAUUUUAAGCCAGCCUAGCGUGGACGUGAACGACCGGGAGUAUGACGUUAUAGAGUUAGCCGUGAGGCAUUGCAGCAUCGAAAUCGUCAGGCUGCUGCUGGAGCCCAGGUUAGGGCUCCGGAUCGGCAACCCGCCAUGGUGUUCUGCGGUCCUUGAGUCCAUCGCGCUCAAGCGCCUAGAUAUAGCGCGCCUCCUUUUGGAACACCCCGGCGGCUGCUCACCUCUGCUUCUCGCUGACAGCCUGGCCGAGGCGACCCUCCAGGGCCAUAUCGAAACCGUGGAAAUGCUUCUGGACAUGGGCGCCAACGCCGACGGGGAUGGCCUUCAUACGAGCCCCACUCCCAUCGAGUAUGCUGCCUGGAAGGGCUGCACCGACAUCGUGCAGUUGCUGUUGGACAGUGGUGCUGAGCCGCCGGAGAUCAAAGUCAUCCGGGCGGCAGCCGAGCAAGGCCACAUCGACACUGCUCGGCUCUUGUUCCGGGAGUACCCGUGGCCGUGGUACCCAGAGGCACAAGCCGAGAUCCUGCUCGUGGCUAUAACCGCACAGCAAAAUGACUUCCUGGACUUUUACAUAGACGAGGAGCACAUCGACAUAGAACCCCUCCUGGAGGACGAGGAUGACUUUGAAGUGCUGUUCACCUGCAUCUCCAAGGCGUGCUUCAGCGCGAACACCCACGCCGUCCUGAAGCUCCACGAGGCCGGAGUCCCGCUCGACGGGCCCCUGUGGGACGCGGUGCAGGAGGGCUCGUCGGCGAUGCUCAUGGCCGAAGUGUCGGGCGACAGGGGCCUGAUUGACGCGCUGCUUGGCCUCGGCCUGGAUCCGGUCGACCCGAUGGAGUCGAUAUUUGCCGCGCAGUUCGAGUCGGGCAGGUUCCCCAGGGUCGAGCCGAAGCCCGAGACCGCGAUGCCUAGGAAAAAUGCGUUCAAAGACCUCAGCUACUAG
This is a messenger RNA of Thyridium curvatum, 1572 nucleotides long. RefSeq lists its product as uncharacterized. Lineage: Eukaryota; Fungi; Ascomycota; Sordariomycetes; Thyridiales; Thyridiaceae. The record is from RefSeq and is a predicted model, not a curated record. Gene Ontology annotation, molecular function: protein binding. Bases 1 to 1572 code for a protein of 523 amino acids. The transcript is spliced from 2 exons.